AUGAAGUUAUUCCGUGCAACUUUAGUUCUAUGGCUAAUCGCUAUUUUGCGCGAAGUUUCAGGAGAAGCAGAAACUCUUUUGGAGGAACCGACUGGAUCAGGCCUUUGGUACUGGACUAUCUUUAAAGAAAGUAGAAGCGGAGCAGGGUGGAGUCAUCCUUCAACUAGCUCGUUAACUUAUACAGUCUGCGAUAUUGCUGACAAGAAUGAGGAACCAGAGAACUGGUUAAUGACAGAGUUCAUUAACGUCAAGAAUGUUAAGCGGCUCGAUAUUGAAGUGACCUAUACCCUCCGUAACUGCCCCUUAGCUAAAGUGAAGCUGCCACUUUGUAGAACAAACUUCUCCCUGUAUUCUUAUCAUGCUGAUUACAAGUUUCAUCAUGAACCAACACCAUUAAAUUUCCACAAAGAAACUGUUAUAACUCCAAAAACUCUACCUGUGCCUGGGGAGCUCGCAACCAACAUAUUUCAUUGGUCAGUUUUAACAAAAUCAAAGGGAAUUUAUUUAGCGCUAUUAGACCAAGGAGCUUGCCUGAUAAUAAGAAAAUUUGUUGUGAGAUAUCGUUUCUGCUCUGAAACGGUCCCUUUCAAUGAAACGGUUAGAUUUUCAAGAACAGUUGCUCCAGCAAAUGACAGCAAUUUAACCAAACAAGAAGGAGAAUGUGCAGAUCCUAACUCGAUUACGAAAAACAACAAAAAGUUAUUUGGCGUGUGCCUUAGUAAUGGGGAGUGGAACAUUACAGAUAACUUAGCCUGCCUUUGCAAUUAUGGCUAUGAAUUGACGAAUGGAUCUUUCACAUGCAAAGAGUGUCAGAGAGGCUUCUAUAAGGAUUCUGUUGGUAAUGCAAAAUGUGUACCUUGUCCUGCAAAUUCAGCAUCUAAUACUGACAGAGCUGGUUGCACGUGUAAAGAAGGUUACUACAGAUCAUCUAAUGUGGCAGAUUGUGAAGUCGUGGUAAAAGUACUGAUUAACAUAACCAUGGUCAUCACCAGCGAAAGUUGUACUGAUGGAAAAUACGACAUAUCCUCAUUACUGACGAGACUCGAAGAAGUGAUGGAAGAGGCUUUUGCUGGGAGAUUUGCAGGUUUCAACGGUGUGCAGUUGAAAAAUGACAUUAGGUGUGGAGAUACAACUGUUAACCUAGCACUUAAGUUCAAUUCCAAAACAAAAGAGCAAGAUGUUAUAACAGUACUUGGUAAUGCUGUCAAAGAUAGAAAGCUUGGAGUCAUUAAUGCGAGUGUCGACACUGGAACUACUGAAGCAGGCACAGUAACGCUCCCUGGCAGUACCAAAGGGCGGGUUAUUGUUGGUGCAGUGGUUGGAUCAAUUGCCGCGCUGGCUGUUGCUGCUGGAAUAUUUGUCUUUUUGGUAUGGAAGUCAAGAAAGCGUAACAGCAAUAACUCAAAUGUAAAAAGAGAAAGGACAAACGGAGAUAGAACUGAAGAAAUAGGACUUGUUGUUACUGGACUUGAAAUGGAGGAAGCUUCUCAAAGCCAGCAGUACAUGGCAUUGGAUGAGCAGAAUCGGUCACCUUCCACGACAGAUGCAGGGCGGGCGAAGUGUCCACAACCGAGCCAGUCUGUUACUGAAUACACCUCUCUAUAUUCAUCACCGCGCUGUUGGGAGAUUCCUAAAGAGCUUGUGACUGUAGAAAAGGUCGUUGGUAAAGGGGCUUUUGGUCAGGUUGCCAAGGCAACAGUCAUAGGCCUUCAGGGGAGACCAAAGAAGACGCUUGUGGCUGUUAAGAUGUUGAAAGAUAACGCUUCUGAGUCAGACAGGAAGGACUUGUUGUCCGAACUUCGAUUGAUGAAGGAACUCGAUGCUCAUCCUCAUGUCAUUGAACUUCUGGGAUGUGUCACGAAAUCUGGGCCAUUGAUGGUGUUGAUUGAAUAUGUUCCCUAUGGAGAUCUAUUGGGAUACCUUAGAAAAAGCCGUGGAUUGAAUGAUACUUACUUCGAAGACCCGGAUAUCAAACCAAAAACAAAUCUGACGUCAGAGCAGCUUAUGAAGUUUGCGUGGCAAGUUGCCGAUGGAAUGUCGUACUUGUCAUCGAUACCAAUUAUCCAUCGAGACCUUGCAGCCCGUAAUGUGUUGGUUGGAGCGGGGGAAACGUGUAAAGUGACAGACUUUGGUAUGGCUAGAGAUGUCCAAGAUGACAACAUUUAUCAAAGGAGGUCAAAGGGACGUAUUCCAGUGAAGUGGACUGCUUUUGAGGCGCUGCUCUACGGAAAAUAUUCUACAAAAAGUGACGUGUGGAGCUACGGAGUUCUCCUCUAUGAGAUUUUCACGAUUGGUGGCUCGCCGUAUCCAAAGAUGGAUGGAAGACAAAUUUUAACAUCGCUAGAAGCGGGAUAUAGAAUGCCUCGACCACAACACGUGGAUGAUAAGCUGUAUGACUUUAUGAUAAACUGUUGGAAACACAACCCUAACUUGAGACCAUCUUUUGAGGAUAUGAGGAACACACUGAAAGAAAUGGAAGACCACCAUAAGAGCCUGAUAAAUUUAGAAAAUUACGAUGAUCGACUCUAUGUUAAUGUUGACGAUCUUGCCGAGUAAGCGAUUGCAUCCUCAUGGAGCACAGGAUGGAUUAAUAAAUCUGAGAUUAUAUGCUUUUUUGGAUGAGGUUUUAGUCUUUCAUGUGUUAAUUAAGCAAGUACAGAAACAAAAAAUAACAGCGACGCGAGGCAAAGUAUAGCUUUCACAUAUUUUUAUAUGUAUUUUUUUUUACUUUUAGUCUUGAAAAGACAAACAAUCCUGUUCACAAGUAUAUUAAAGUGGCUACCCAUAAUUUUUUCAUCAGUGUUAUAAAUUUUUUUUUCAGGCUAAGUACCCAUUUUUGUGUAAAAUGUGUCAAAAAAUUAUUGUUUUUCCG
This is a messenger RNA of Pocillopora verrucosa, 2872 nucleotides long. The record is from RefSeq and is a predicted model, not a curated record. NCBI's taxonomy places the organism in Eukaryota, Metazoa, Cnidaria, Anthozoa, Scleractinia, Pocilloporidae.